AGUUACAUUUUCUUUGUGUACUUGUCGAGUACGACCUUGAGUGCAUUUGGUUCGACACUGCUACUCAAACAGUUUGUUACUGCACUUCUCUUGACUCUUUCAAGGAACGCAAGCAACAACAUUCUCUUUCUCAUCAAAUGCAGACUUGAUCCGAGAACUUGCAUAGGAAGGGAUAUAUAGUCUUCCUCUGAAUACCGCGAAUGUUUAACUUUUGCGACAUCAACACUGAUCAGACUUCUAUCAUAUCGAAUGACAUCUGCCUUUUACUGCUUUAUUUGUUGUAGUCUCGCCACUCAUAUCAGAGCUAGCCUCCGUCAUGUCUCCCAAGAGCGAAACUUGCGAUGCCGGAAAAUGUACGCCCAAAGAACCGUCUCACGAGGUGCUCAGGAUGCCUUCCUUCUACCAACGCCAACUUCCCGACACAUGCGUUGCCUUUGCUUCGCGGCAGGGCAAGAAGUUGUUCAGGAGUGCUCUUGAGAACAAUGGUUUGAAAUCAUUUUACAACCUCAUUGAACAACACCACACUCAAACAGAGCCUGCGUAUUGUGGUGUCAGCACUCGUGAGUAUCGGGUCAUUUUGGUUGUUUGUUCGAACUUUUCAGUCAUAAUCGUUUUGUGUUUCUAAAUCCGGAACUACGCAUGGUCAAUCUUUUGAUUACUAUUGUCCUCGACUUUCAGUGGUAAUGACCCUGAAUGCCCUUGCGGUUGAUCCUGGCCAGCAAUGGAAAGGUGUUUGGCGAUGGUAUACAGAGAGCAUGCUAAAUUGUUGUGUGGACCUAGAAGAAAUCAAAAAGGACGGGAUCACUUUAAGAGACUUUCAAUGUCUCGCACACUGCCAAGGAUUGUCGGUAGAAUCACGUUAUUGCGACGAGACGUUCAGUUUGAACGAAUUUCGACGAGUGGUAGAACGAGCAUGUAUUGAACAAUCGGUGGAAGAAGAAGACGAAUUGGAACACAACGGGGAAGACGAGAACCAACUUUUGGAAUGCUUGAUUGUAUCCUACAGCCGAAAAACUUUGGGACAAACAGGAGAUGGUCAUUUUUCUCCGCUUGCUGCAUAUGACAAGGAGUCAGAUUCCGUCUUGAUUCUGGACACUGCGAGAUUCAAAUAUGGUGCUCAUUGGACGAAGCUUCCUUUGAUUUACGAGGCCAUGAAACCACUUGACAAAUCUUCGGGCAAACCACGCGGCUAUGCAUUGCUAUCCUUUGUUCCAGAACACAAGACAGACAACAUAGCUAUUGAUACAAUGGCAACAACGCAUGGUGAUAACAAAUCAUCUGGUCCGACAAACACCAAUCAGCUAUCAACGCAGCCUGCCUCUAUUUUGUUUCGAUCCAAAAUGAACCAAAAGGGUCGGCGGCAACUCUAUAAAGAAUACAUCAAGUCCUUGCGGGAAGAAACGUAUGAACAAGGAGAUAUCCCAUACUCUGCCGUGCGGUCUUAUUGGUGCAAAGAUACACAUGGACCCAUAUCCGUGUGGGAAAUCAUUGUGCCCACACGGCUACACAACGAGAAGGAAAAGGAAUUGCUCCGCCAGAUACGAAGAUUGCUCGCGGAACUGAAAGACCGGACGAUGAACGAAGCGAUCCCGGAAUCGAUCGAAGGCAACAACGAUAACAACCGUCGGAAAGAGGGCUGCACGGCCUACGAUCUUUGCGACAACGCACCCGUCCGAUCUACGAACCACACUGCGUACGUCAGCGCGGAAGAAACUUUGUACCUGAUCUAUCUCGCCACGCUAUCGGAAGAACGAAGGUACAACUAUAUUAUGAACUUCGAAUCCGAGGCAUCGGACAUCGCACGGAAACAGAUCAUCACGGAAGCCGAUAUGAUCGCAAGCGCCAUCAAAGUGAGCGAUCAGCUAACAUCUUUGUGAAAAAAGCUCGCGUUGAAAGAAAGGAAUUCUUCUCAGGCGAUCAAUAAUCCCCAUUAUUUAAAAGAAGUAGAAGAGUAAUCGUUGUUUUGGGAAUGCUAUCAUUUUAAUUUUGUCAAGUGCGUAUUAGAAGUAAAGCCUUCUCUGUAGU
Molecule: messenger RNA, 2025 nt
Organism: Pseudo-nitzschia multistriata
Lineage: Eukaryota; Bacillariophyta; Bacillariophyceae; Bacillariales; Bacillariaceae
Source: the annotation of a GenBank genome assembly